AAGUAAAUUAUAGACUCAAACCUCUAAUGAAUGCAUAACAAAACCAAAUGUACGUGGACCAACAAGCAAGCAAAAACGAUAGUGCACAAUUAAUAAGUAGACACUUUGUUUGCCUCAUCUUGAGUUGAUACAGGUUUUAAAAACUAAAGAUUUGUUGAAAAGUUUCAUUAGAGUUGGGCGUUUGGCCAACAACUUAGAUCUGGUCCCAUAUUAUUGGGUACACUACUCAGCUAGCUCUUUCACAAAUUUUUGCCAACAACUUAGAUCUGGUCCCGUAUUAUUGGGUACACUAGUCAGCUAGCUCUUUCACAAAAAUAACAGGCUUAAUUUCAAUCUUCAUGUUGUUAUAUAUGUUUUUUCUGUUUGACAUUAUCACAUAACUUAAUGGAGCCGUGGAAGGACCUUACCGGGAAAGUAGUGAUGGUGACAGGGGCAUCCUCUGGAAUCGGGCUUGAGUUUUGUCUGGACUUGGCCAAAGCUGGUUGCAGCAUAAUUGCUGCUGCUCGUCGUAUUGACAGGCUGGAAUCUCUCUGCAACGACAUGAAUUCAGAGGGUAUUCGGCGAGCAUUUGCCCUCAAGCUUGAUGUCAUGUCCAAUGGUGCCACCAUGGAGGCCGCUGUAGAAAGAGCUUGGGAUGCCUUUGGACAUAUCAAUGUCUUGAUUAACAAUGCUGGCAUAAGAGGUCCUGUGAGCUCUCCACUGGAAUUGUCAGAGGAGGAAUGGGAACAUACCUUUAACACAAAUCUUAGAGGGGCAUGGUUGCUGUCCAAAUAUGUGUGUAGACGCAUGCGUGAUGCCAAAUUACAGGGCGGAGGAUCUGUUAUUAAUAUCUCUUCAGUUUCUGGUCUGAAUCGAGUACUAGUACCCGGGGGUCUUGCUUACGCUUGUUCAAAGAUGGCUCUGGACAUGCUCACUAGGAUGAUGGCACUUGAAUUGGGAGUACACAAUAUCAGAGUGAACUCAGUAGCACCAGGAGUUUUCAAAUCUCAGAUAACAGAGAGCCUUAUGCAAAAGGAAGGGUUCAAUAAUGUUAUUUUGCAAACCGUGCCUCUGAGAUAUCUUGGAAUGACAGAUCCCGCUCUAACAUCACUCGUCAAGUAUUUGAUCCAUGAUUCUUCAGAAUAUGUAUCCGGUAAUAUUUUCAUUGUUGACAGCGGAGGUACCUUAACAGGUGUCCCCAUUUUCUCAUCACUCUAGAACAAACGCAUUCAUGGUUUAAGUUCGACCAAAUCCAAAUUAUGCUUUUCUACAAUUUAAGAUACAAUAAUAGUAUUACCAAAUACUUCAAAUUAUGUACUAUUUUUUAGGCCAAAUGUGUAAUGUUUGUUGUAUAAGCUGAACUUUUUGAUAUGAUUCUCUUUAGAGUUUA
Molecule: messenger RNA, 1369 nt
Organism: Solanum lycopersicum (tomato)
Lineage: Eukaryota; Viridiplantae; Streptophyta; Magnoliopsida; Solanales; Solanaceae
Molecular function (GO): oxidoreductase activity
Source: RefSeq, a predicted model, not a curated record